AAAAGAAGAAGUAUCGGUUUGCAGAUUGAAUGUAGUUUUGGCAUAUAUAAGAAAAGAUUAAAACUGCGAGUCAGCGUUUAAAAAUGUUGAAACGAAGCUAUCAAGAUGGUUUGGAGCACUCCAGACUCACACUCGAUGAAGAAGGCAAAAAAGGAGUAAGACUUUGAUUGAAUUGUGAUUGACAGUGGGUAGACUGGUUUACUCAGUAUAUCAGUAUAUGUUUAUAAUUAUAAAUUCACAUGAUUUCUUUACUUACCUUAGUGUAUUAAUUUCAUAUAUAAGUAAUAAUUUUUUUGAAAUAUGAAAUGUAUAGUAUUUUGAAAAAGGACAAAGCCAAAUUUAAGGGCUAGUUUUGGAGUUUGUAAUAAUUUGCGUUUGGUAUAGUAAAACAACUCGCUAGUUUUUGCAAGUUAGUGAAUUCAUCAAUAUUAAUUUAAAUACUCAGCUUACCGGCUGCGAUAUUAGUUUCAAGUUUCAACGUAGAAAUUAUAAAGCCUGUCGUUUAUUCGUGGCUGUGAAAUGGUAGUGGAUCUAAGUAAUUGUCAUUUGCGUGCUGUAUGCAAAUCAGUCUUUACUGAUUGUAGAGAUAUAUCGACACUAAAUCUGACAAUGGCAACCUUAAGGCUAAAUCUUUGAGUGGCUGUCUAGUAGACUAGUAUAAUUUUUGACAUUGCAUGUGACAUCCGAUUGAUGUUCCUCAAGGUCACGACUGCAGGCCAUGACGUCACGACCAAUAUAUAUGGUCGCGACAGUACGUGCUUCUGCGUGCGUAUAUGUUAUCACUGGUACUUGUUAUCAGGUAGUUUUAUUUUAAAGCAUUCAUGGAUUCUGACUGUCAUAUCAUCUCAAUAGCUGUCCAAAUGUGGAGUUUUGACAUCAACUGAGUGACGUCAUUAUGUUGAUAUAAAAAAAUAAAUAAGGCGAAAAAAUAGGUACACAUGGCGUACAUUUGUUAUGCCAACAGGUGCGUUUCACAAACAAGUAUCCUCUAGACAAGUAUCCUGUAGACUACGACAUAGUCUGUAGUGUAAUUGUGUCAUGAGUGCCUAUGACGCAGGCUAGUCAACCUGCUGUUAUCAGAGUGAGAAGCUAACGUUAAUUAUUUUCAUUAUAUGUAGUAGAUAGUCUUGUAUUUGGUGGCAAAAAUAUAUUGAGAGAUUAUUGAAAAUUCUCCACGCUGAUUGGUUGCCGUUGAGGUGAUUAUAACGCAAUAAUCACCCAAGCGAUUUUCGAAAUGGCUGCCGAAGCCGUUUUGUCAACUAAAUGACAAAGAAAUUUGUAUUUUUUAUUUUUUCCAAAUAAUCACCUAUGAAAUUAUACUAAAACAAUUAUUCACCUCAGGCCCGGUGAUUAUCGUGAAUAAAAACCUCGACUUUGUCUCGGUUUUUAUUUACCGAUAAUCACCUCGCCUUCCGCGAAUAAUUGUUAAAUAUUUCUGUAGUAGUUGACCAUCAUCUACUGCUCCGAACCCACUAAUACAUUUCUUUUAGGGUGGUCUUACAUGGAUGUUAAUUUUCACUUGUUUUCUGUGCGUAUUUGGCUCCUCGAUCGUCCAUGGCUACAGUUCUGGUGUUCUUAACGCACCUGAGUUUGUGAGUAAUGCUCGGGCCUUGAAAUAUUAAACUAACAUUAGGCAGAUUUAGAUCGAGGACGCGGACGUCAAAGACGACGUGAAAAUGUCGUCAAAAUGGUGUGGCAUAUCCAUACAUGGGCACAACACGCCAUUUUUACGUCGUAUUUAACAUCCGCGUCCUCGAUCUAAGUCUGUCUAUUAUUUUAUAUAUUGGACAGAUCUAUCAGUUGUAAACUGUUCUUCCUAAAGGUCCAGUAGGGAUCAUCUCCUAUUGAUCCAGUCUUACUACAGGAGGAAACUUAAACUAAACUAACUUUAUUUAUACUAGAUAGCUCUAUCAGUUCUAAACUGUUCGUCCUAGAGGUCCAGUAAGGAUCGUCUCUUAUUGAUCCAGUACUACAGGAGGAAACCUAAACUAAACUAACUUUAUUCAUAGUGGAUAACUCUCUAUAUUAGUUCUAAACUGUUCUUCCUAGAGGUCCAGUAAGGAUCAUCUCUUAUUGAUCCAGUGUUACUACAGGAGGAAACCUAAACUAAACUAACUUUAUUCAUAGUGGAUAACUCUCUAUAUUAGUUCUAAACUGUUCUUCCUAGAGGUCCAGUAAGGGCAAUUCCUUAUUGAUCCAGUGUUACUACAGGAGGAAACAUGUGGUGUUUGGCAGAGUCAAAUUGUAAACACUCUUCUGAGAUGAAAUUAUAGUCGCAGUUGAAAGGCACAUUCAUCUAACCAAGCACUGUGACAACCAACUGAACAAUUUCUCGCUUUCUUUCUAGACAAUACAAGCGUUUUACAACGAUACAUAUAUUUAUCGUUUCAAAGAACCAAUUCAAAAAUCUCUUCUAAACUUCCUGUGGGCGUUCACGGUGUCAUUCUACCUUGCUGGGGGAAUGGUUGGCAUAUUUUCGGCUGGAUAUUUUGCUGACAAAUUUGGAAGAAGAGGUGCCCUACAAUUCAGUCAUAUAUUCGCAGUUCUUGCUGCGAUAUUCUUUGGCAUAGCUCGUCCAACAGGGUAUUUUGAGUUACUUAUUCUUGGUCGGAUAAUUAUUGGCUUUUCUACAGGUAAUUUGUAUCCUUUUCUCCUUUUGACCAGCUCUAGUACCAGGCUGACCCGUGUUCCGAUUCUUGUCCCAUGUGUGGAAUGUGACUUUGUGUACUUAAAUCUUUUUACACCGUUCGUGUACCCCUUCUUCGAUCUCCUCUGUCUUCUCUUCCCGUUUGUUUGGUCUACAUUAUACAAUGUUUCUUCAUCUCUUCUUAUUACAUGUCCAUACCAUCUCAGUCUUGCUUCCCUCACCUUCUCUGCAAUGUCUACCACCCCACAUCUUCUGAUCUCUUCAUUCCAUAAUGUAUCUGACAAGCUCUUUUUCAUCUCUUCUUAUUACAUGUCCAUACCAUCUCAGCCUUGCUUCCUUCACCUUCCCUGCAAUGUCUACCACACCACAUCUUCUUCUGAUCUCUUCAUUCCAUAAUGUAUCUGACCAGCUCUCCUUCAUCUCUUCUUAUUACAUGUCCAUACCAUCUUAGCCUUGCUUCCCUCACCUUUUCUGUAAUGUCUACCACCCCACAUCUUCUGAUCUCUUCAUUCCAUAAUGUCUCUGACCAACUCUCCUUCAUCUCUUUUUAUUACAUGUCCAUACCAUCUCAGCCUUGCUUCCUUACCUUUUCUUCAUAAUGUCUACCACCUCCUAUCUUUUGAACUUUUCAUUAAGCUUAAGUUUUGGAAACCUAUCUCGUGCUUCUUGCAUUACCAUUUUCCGCCAACGAAAAGCAAUAGUCCAUUCCUUUACUAUUUAUAUACAUGUAAUUCGUUCAUUUCCGUAAUUUUUCAAUUUACAUUCCCAGGCAUGGGCAGUGGAAUUGUUCCAAUGUAUUUAACGGAAAGUUCUCCCAAACAUAUUCGUGGUUCACUGGGCGUUUUACAUCAACUUGGCUUAACUAUCGGAAUCCUAAUUUCACAAAUUCUUGGACUUGAAGAACUACUAGGUGAGUAAAACUCAGUAUAUCCUCAUACUUCCGCGUACGUAAUCUGUUUCCAGCAAUACAGAUGCUGGGUCAAUAAGGGAUGACUCUUACUGAACCUCUAGGGAGAACAGUUUAGAACUAAUAUAACGUACUAUUCAGUAUAUCAAUAAAAGUUGAGUUUAGGUUUCCUUCCGUAGUAACACUCGAUCAAUAAGCGAUGACUCUUACUGGACCUCUAGGAAGAACAGUUUAGAACUGAUAGAGCUAUCCAGUAUAAAUAAAGUUAGUUUAGGUUUCGCCCUGUAGUAACACUGGAUCAAUAAGAGAUGAUCCGUACUGGAUCUCUAGGAAGAACAGUUUGGAACUGAUAGAACUAUCAAGUAUAAAUAAAGUUAGUUUAGUUUAGGUUUCUUCCUGCAGUAACAUUGGAUCAAUAAGGGAUGAUCCUUACUGGACCCCCAGGAAAAACAGUACGUUUAGAAGUGAAAUAGAGUCAGUUAUUUAAAAAACUAAUAUUCUUGUCUUCAGGUGGAGAUGACUUGUGGCCAGUUCUUCUUAUCUGCUCAGCAGUUCCAGGUUUCAUCGUGUCCUUCUUUCUUCCUUUGAUUCCUGAAAGUCCCCGUUACCUUCUUAUUAAAAGGAAAGACGAAGAAAGAGCUAAAAAAGGUUUGCUUGAUUCGCACAGUACACCUCAAGUUGUAAGCAGGUUGCAUGGAACAGUUUUUGGCAAAAGUUGUGUAGUGUAAAUCGGUCUAUUGAACUAAAACGCUUUUUCAUUUUCCAACACAGCAUUGAAGUCGUUCCGAGGCGAAGAUCAUGACGUCAAAGACGAUAUUCAAGAAAUGCGUGAAGAACAGAGGCAACUGGAAGAUGAACCCCCCUGGACGAUGAAACAAUUGUUGAAGGCGAAGAAACUUCGUUUUCCAUUGUUACUUCUGUGCGGACUUCAAGCGGGCCAACAACUGUCAGGAAUUAAUGUCGUAAGUUCGUCCAAUGCCAAUGGCCGGUUGCAUAAAACUCCUAGGCCCCAGUUACACGAUACCGGAUUCGUAUCGGAGCGACAUCAAUUUAAGGUGUUUUCCAGCCUUGUCUGCUAUUACAACUUUUCAUAUAUGAAGUUUUUGUUUAAUUAUGUUAUAUUAUAAUCUUAAUUUUAAGUGCCAAAUUCACCUCGAAGCAGUAAAAUUUGAUGUUGCUCCGAUGCGAAUCCGGUAUCGUGUAACUGGGGCCUUAAUAACUAGUUUUGAACUACUCUUUUGAAGUUAACUAUAUAAAACUUAACACUUUACACGACAACGAGUCCUUUUGAUGGUUAGUACAUGUGACUUUCACCUUUGUGAUCAGCGAUCUUUUUGACAUUUUUGCAUUAUAAUUUCACCUCAGUCACAUGUAAGAAGAGUGCUUCCAGCUUGACUCUACCAAACACCACAGGUUUUUUCCGGGUAAUCUGGUUUCCUGUUAUAGUAACACUGGAUAGAUAGGAGAUAGCCCUUACUAGUGGACUGUGGACCUCAAAUGAUCUGAUGGAGUUAUCCAGCAUAAAGAAAGUUAGUUUAGUUUUGAUUAAUUUGGAUUUCUUCAUUUCCAGGUGUUUUACUACUCAACUGGGAUCUUCACACAAGCUGGCAUCCCAGAUGGCUAUGUUCGUUAUGCGACCCUAGGCACUGGAGCCAUCAAUGUCGCUAUGACUAUAGUUGCGGUAAGAUAUGUGCUACACAAGUAAAAACGCACAAGUUGUAACAAGUCGGAAACAAGUUGUUACAAAUCUGUUCACAAGUUGUCAACAAGUUGUGUUCGCACUGCUUGUUCCCAGUUUGUUGUAACAAGUUUGAAACAAGCUGUUAACAACUUGUAACAAGCUUGAUGGCAUUAUCAGCCUUGUUACAAGAUUGUGCUAACAAGUUUGUUACAGCCGUGAUAUAACAAGGAUGUUACAAGGUUGUCAACACAAGGUUGUAACAAUCUUGUUAUGUCAAGCAUGUAACGGACUUGUCAAAACAACCUUGCAACAAGUCUGAUAAUUUCGACAAGGUUGUUACAAGUUGUCAACAAGUUGUUCCAAACCUGUUGACAACUUGUGACAAGCAGUGCGAAUACAUCUUGUUAACAGCUUGUGAACAAACUUGUAACAAACUUGUGCGUUUUUACGUGUGUAGACAUUGAUCAUUGACGCAAGCCUGUGACAUCUUUGCAUCUAAACAUGACGGGCCGUAUCUGUUUCAGGUGUUUCUGAUGGAAAAAGCAGGAAGACGUCCAUUGUUGUUGUACGGUAUGAUCGGCAUGGGAAUAUCUGCUGCUAUUAUAACGAUUGGACUGAAUGUACAGGUAAUAAUGAUUGGUUUCAACAAGCGAUACAGGGCAGCAGAUGCUGGUCAACGUCAGAAAUGUUAACACUUAUAGGAGUGAGAAAAUUAAACAACAUCUCUCAAUUUCAUUUCAGGACGUUGCUCCUGGAAUUGCCUAUCUCAGUUUUGUAUGCACAUUGACUUUCGUUGUAUCAUUUGCUAUCGGCCUAGGUGAGAAUAAUGUCAUCUAUUUGUUAGCCUGAAGCCCUGGGCAAACUAGGAAACAUUGUUGCGGAAACAUUUGUGAUUCUCGAUGUUUCCUCAAAUGUUUCCAUGUUUGCCCACCCGUGGAAACAUUGUUGCGGAAACAAAAUUUGCUUCCCGAGAAGCAAAAAUGUUUCCUACCAAAUUCAGAAACAUUUGAUGUUUCCCUAUGUUUCUCACUAAUGUUUCCUAGUGUUUGCCCACUCUUGGAAACAUGGCGAAACUUUGGUAGGAAACAAUUCAGCAAAAUUCAACAAUUAAAAUUUCCUGCAUAAGUCAAGUAAAAUGUAAAUUUCAGAGAACGUGUGAUGCAGAGAACUAUGAUGCUGCCGCACAUCUCGACUUGCAAAAUGUUUAAUUUGGAAUUUUCAAACUCCUCUCUGGGGUGAGAGAGGAGGAGAAGGCGGUUUCAGUAAGCGUUAUACAAGAUGGCAGUCAACUCAGAAAUGUUGACACUUUAAGGCAAAUCAAACUACUGUAGACCUUGCUCUUUUAUGCAUUUGCUAUCACCUACUAUAAAAAUAUUUUGAUUUCUUUUCUAGGUCCCAUUCCCUUAUUCCUCGGUGGCGAGCUGUUCAAGCAAGGCCCAAGGCCACCGGCAAUGAGUUUCUCUGGCAUGUUAAAUUGGCUUGCUAAUUUUGUUGUUGGGUUAACGUUUCCUUUCAUAUUAGUAAGUGUCCUAAAGAGAAACUCUGCAUGGAAAAUGACACAAUGGUCAGUGCAUGUGUCUUUCGUCUCUGUGACCUGCAAGUUUUGAUUCCUGCACUUGUUUGAUUAUAAUUUCAUCUCAGUCACAUGUGAGACGAGUGCUUCCAGUUAGACUCUACCAAACAAGAGGUUUUCUUCCAGUAAUCCACUUUCGUCCUGUAGUAUUAACACUGAAUCAAUAAAAGAUUACCUUUACUGGAUCUCUAAGGAGAACAGUUUAAAACUGAUAGAGCUAUCCAAUAUAAAUAAAGUUAGAUUAGUUUAGGUUUUCUCCUUUAGUAGUGACCCUUACUGGACUUCCAGGAAGAACAUUUUAGAACUAAUGGAGGUAUCCAGUGUAAAUAAAGUUAGUUAAGUUUAGGUUUCCUCCUGUAGGAACACUGGAUCAAUAAGAGAUGACCCUUACUGGACCUCUAGGACCUAGAGCUCCAGUCUAGGAAGAACAAUUUAGAACUGAUAGAGCUAUCCAAAAUAAAUAAAGUUAGUUUAGUUUAGGUUUCCUCCUGUAGUAAUAACCCUUACUGGACCUUCAGGAAGAACAGUUUAGAACUAAUGGACAUAUCCAGUAUAAAUAAAGUUAGUUAAGUUUAGGCUUCCUCCUGUAGUAACAGUGGAUCAAUAAGAGAUGACCCUUACUGGAUCUCUAGGAGGUCCUAGGAAGAACAGUUUAGAAGAGCUAUUCAAAAUAAAUAAAGUUAGUUUAGCUUAGUUUAACUCAGUUUCUCAUCAUCUUUUCAGGUUGGACUUAAAGGUUACACGUUCAUUCCAUUCAUGGUCGUGGUUGUGAUUGGUGCAGUAAUAACAUUUAAAUAUGUGAAAGAAACAAAAAAUAAAACGUAUGAAGAAAUUGCACAAAUGUAUUAUGGGAGAGAUGACAAUGACUCGGUAUGUUUGAAUGAUAUUCACCCGCAUUUUUGAAUGACUGACAUCUUACAAAAUAUUUUAACUCAGCUAACUGAUAGCUGACAAACGAUGAAACAGUAAUUUGGAACUGACAUCUUACACAAUAUCUUCAUGAUACACUAGCUUGAAAUUUUAAUUUUAGCUGAUGACUGAAGUCCAAAAUACUUUUUACAACUAAAUAAUAUUCUUUCUUCAUUCAGGACGCUAACGUAACAUUAGAAAGUAUUAAAUUGAAAGAAGACAAUCAGGCAUAGAAAUAAUGAAGUAGACGUGAUGGAGAGAAUGUUUGCUGCGUGUGUUUACAGAAUCGAAUAGAUUCAUCCUCGCUACUGCUUUAGCUAGUAUGGAAAUGCAGCUUCAGCCGAUCCUAGCCCCCUCCGCAGGCAUCGUUAUGGUUUUAACCUGCGAAUAGGUGUGUUCCCCGGGUGAGAUGCCUGCGGAGGAGGCUGACCAGUGAGGCUGACCGCUAACACUAACAUUUUCCGAUCUGCCUCUCCAUAGCCUAUCGAAGGGGAGAUGGCUGUGAAACUUAUUAGAAUAACAAUAUAACUCAUUAUCUAUGUUGGUCAACGUUUAUUCGUAAAUCUGGUCCGUCACCGUCACGUGUGUUUGUAUUUUUACCCAACUAACCAAUAGCAAUGUUUUAGGAAAGUCGCCUAUCCGUGACUCGAACAGCAGGGAAACUGGAAAUUGCUAUUGGUGGAUUUGGCAGAAAUACAAUACACACGUGACGGUGAAAGACCAUAUUUAUGAAUAAACGUUGACUAACACAGAUAAUGAGUUAUAUUGUUAUUCUAAUGAGUUUCACAGCCAUCUCCCCUUCGAUAGGCCGUGGUCUCUCUAAAUUUACAUUUUGCUUUUACUUUUUAUCUCAUUUCAAAUCUUCUUAUACUGCAUGUAAAUUUGGCGGAUAAGCCAAGCUACCAAGACUGAGGGCCUGCUGACGAGUAAAAUCGUCUAGCGUCCAGACAGAAUGAAUAGCGAGCUUAAGCAAGCGACGUUUUUGACAACACGAACGGCAUGAGUAACAUUAAAAGACUGGGUCAAGAAUGUUGAUUGGUUGAUAACGUCAAAUUUGCUUCCGGUCAACGUUCGUGUUGUCAAAAACGUAGCUUGCUUAAGCCCGCUAUUAUGACCAAACGGAUACAUCGUGUGUAUAUGAUCGAGAACAUUAAUUUUGUAGUAAGUAAAAUAAAAUAAAUUAAAUAAAAUGGAAUAAGAUAAUGCAUUAAGAAAUUUUUCUGUCAAAC
Paramuricea clavata is the source of this 8946-nucleotide messenger RNA. Lineage: Eukaryota; Metazoa; Cnidaria; Anthozoa; Malacalcyonacea; Plexauridae. The record is from the annotation of a GenBank genome assembly.